AAUGAAGAGAAAGGAGAAAGAAGAAAGAAGAAAGAACGGUGGCUGCGAGGUGCGAUGGUGUUUAUGGGCCUGCCGGGCGAAAGCUACGGGUUGGCCACCUGCAUGAGGAUGGUUGGUGUUUACUAUCAAUUUUUUCCUAUUUGGGCGAAACACGGUAAACAGAGAUGUGCGCAUGGACGGUGAGGCAGGUGGGAGCGGUAGGAAGUCUGAAGGUGGGAGAGCAGAUGGGUAGGUGGGUAGGUGAGUGGAGGGGGUCGGAUUGGGUGAGUGGAGUUUCAGCAAUGGGUGCAGUGUGGAUGUUGCUAAGGGAGUCAGGCAGUUCAAUUGCUGGGAUGAGCCGUGGUGGCUCUCCCAGACAAUCGGUUUUCCGGUGCGACUGGGCACAGGCUCGUUUCAUGAGUGGUUUCACUGGAGGAUUGUGUGGAAUCCAGGCAGGUCCACUGCGAUCGUCGCCGGAUUUUCCCCCUGAUCUUCCAUAAUAAUUAGAAUUAAUUCCCUUACAUCUUCUGCUCUUACUCUCCUGAACUUCAAGAAAGAAUAAUUGAGUAUAAAUUCUGCUCUUCCCUUUCUGAUCUUCCAUGAAAUAAUCGAAGAAAUGGGAAAUAAAAUUA
Molecule: messenger RNA, 611 nt
Organism: Suhomyces tanzawaensis NRRL Y-17324
Lineage: Eukaryota; Fungi; Ascomycota; Pichiomycetes; Serinales; Debaryomycetaceae
Exons: 1
Coding region: 165-479 (104 amino acids)
Source: RefSeq, a predicted model, not a curated record